Fusarium pseudograminearum CS3096 is the source of this 1032-nucleotide messenger RNA. RefSeq lists its product as uncharacterized. NCBI's taxonomy places the organism in Eukaryota, Fungi, Ascomycota, Sordariomycetes, Hypocreales, Nectriaceae. The transcript has a single exon. Gene Ontology annotation, molecular function: hydrolase activity. The coding region runs from base 1 to 1032 and encodes 343 amino acids. The record is from RefSeq and is a predicted model, not a curated record.
AUGUCUCCUGUCAACACCAAAAUACUCAUACUAUCCGAUACCCAUGCCUUGAGCUUCCAACCAGGGGCGGAGCCUCUUGAGCAUUUUGACAUGGCCAUUCACUGUGGCGAUCUCACAAAUGACUCAAAGCUUAGAGAUUACAAGGCGACGAUCCGGCUUCUUGAGCAAAUCAACGCUCCUAUCAAGGUUGCGAUUGCAGGAAACCACGACUUUACCCUUGACGACAGGGUUUACGAGCAGAAGAUUGAAGAAUCCUGUAAAGCAAGCCAAGAAGAUAUCAGCGCAGACAUCAAAGUUGAAUACGGCGAGUACGGAGAAGCUAAACAGCUACUGUUGGAUGCGAAGGACCGAGGUAUCAUCUUCCUACACGAAGAAGGAACACACCGAAUUCGACUUGAUAACGGCGCACAACUAAAGCUAUACGUGAGCCCGUACACGCCUUCGAAUGACAACUGCAGUGGCUGGGGCUUCCAGUAUGCCGGCGCCCACGACUUUGCUAUUGAGGAAGGAACCGACAUCGCUAUAACGCACGGCCCGCCGCAUGGCAUCAUGGAUACGACUUCAAAAAAGGAGCGAAUUGGGUGUCCCCAGCUGUUUGCUGCAGUUGCAAGAGCUCAACCAAGAGUUCAUUGCUUUGGACAUGUCCAUGAAAGCUGGGGUGCAAGACAGGUCUCGUGGAGGCCUAAUAUCUCAGAAAAGCCCCACCAUUUCAGUGACAUCGAUAAUAAUAAGUCGCAUGUUAUUGAGAGCCUCUCACGAUUGAGGGGCUCAAAGUUCGGCUCUCCUGGUGAUAAGAAGGAGAGAGAAGACAAGAUAGAGCGCUACAGGUUGCAGCGGUACUGCGAGAUUGACAAGCGACCGCAACUUGGAGAAACCAUGUUUGUUAACGCCGCGCUUAUGGCAGCUGGGAAACUUAGUCAAUUCCCUUGGGUUAUGAACAUUGACUUGGACGGAUAUGAUCAAGGCAACAAAGAGAAACGGAAGCGAAAGGCCUCCGAUGUUGGUCUUACAGCACAAAAAGAUAGGUACUAA